Messenger RNA from Pararge aegeria (speckled wood butterfly), 2503 nucleotides. RefSeq names its product integrin beta pat-3-like. The coding region runs from base 66 to 2453 and encodes 795 amino acids. Gene Ontology annotation, biological process: integrin-mediated signaling pathway; cell-matrix adhesion; cell adhesion mediated by integrin. The record is from RefSeq and is a predicted model, not a curated record. NCBI's taxonomy places the organism in Eukaryota, Metazoa, Arthropoda, Insecta, Lepidoptera, Nymphalidae. Gene Ontology annotation, cellular component: cell surface; focal adhesion; integrin complex. The transcript is spliced from 8 exons. Gene Ontology annotation, molecular function: integrin binding.
UGCACGCUUUGAAUUUAUAAUGAGUUCAACUUUGUUAAUGUGUGUGAUUCCUAAAGCAAAUUAUAAUGAAAUAUAUAAUAUUAUCGAUCACGAUUUAUUCUACAAUUUUUAUAUGUAAGAGUGUGUUUGCAUCAAAUUCAUAUGAGUGUAAUUAUUAUAACUCAUGUGAAGAGUGCAUCAAAGGUUCUAGCAAAUGCGUUUGGUGUGCUGAGAUUCAUUUCAACGGCACAAGAUGUAGAUCUGAAAAAGAAAAUCUUAAAGAAUGGUGUGUUGAUAAUAAAAUAAAUCCAAAAAGUAACAAGAGACCAAGCGAAAACCCGCUGCCCUUCAAUUCUAAAACGGAUGAAGUUGUACAAAUUAAACCGCAAAAAAUUACAAUUGACUUGAGACCAGGAGAUUCCAUCGAUUUCGACUUUUCUAUUAAACUCGCAAAAGAUUAUCGAGUAGAUUUGUAUUUUCUUGUCCAUGCUACGAAUUUUAUGAGAGAAGAGAAGCAAAGAAUCAUCGAUGACUGCUUAACAAUUAUUGAAGAAGUUAAACAAAAAAAACAAUACGUAUACUUUGGAACUGGAGUAUUUAUAGAUAAAGAUCCUUUUAAUAGUCCGGUAAACAGCACGUAUUCCUUUCGCAAUAGAUUAAAAUUAACUAGAAACUAUCAGGAAUUUCAGGACGCAGUAAAUGAUUCGUGGUUCGGAUCUAGCGCAAACAGACCAGAAGGCACUUUAGACGCACUCUCGCAAGUAAUAAGUUGUGACCCAGAAAUUCUUUGGGGCAAUUAUUCUACAAAAAUUAUAAUUGUCUUAACAUACGGUCCAUUUCGUAGUGCUGGUAAAGCAAACUGGGCUGGCAUAUAUCGCCCAUACGACGGGAAUUGCUACACAGAACAUGGCAUCUACAAAAAUGAAUUAAAAAUGGAUUACCCAUCAGUUAGUAUUAUCAACAAAUUGGCAUCAGAGAAAGAAGCAAUAAUUAUUUUUAUGGGGUCCAAUAAAAAGCGGAGUUAUAAUGCAUUACUGAAAAAAGGUGUAAAAGAUUCAGAAGUUUCUGUUAUUAAGAAAACGGGAUUUUCAUUGGAUGUUUUGAGAGAACAGUUUCAGAAAAUAAAACAGUAUUUAAAAUUAGAAGUUAAUAUGGACCCUACCUUGCGUGAAUAUAUAAAACUUUCGUUUAGUCCCGCUUGCAAUCUUGAAAAGACAUUGAAGGAAUGUCAGAUACACAUUGACGAAGAAACGAAAUUUACAACAAAAGUAACACUUUUAAAAAACAUAGAAGCUGAUAAUGUUGAUGUAGGUAUAUUAUUUGCUAAAGGAAUUAAAGAAAAGUUAAAUUUAAAUAUUAAUAUUAUAAAAACAUGUAACUGCUCAGUUACAAAAAAAGCGACGCAAUGUAGUUCUAAAGGCACUCUGAGAUGCGGCAAAUGUGAAUGUAACGAAGAUAGGACCGGUAAAAAGUGUGAGUGCGACAAAAAGUCGCCAGGCAUGAAUCCAAACGACAACUCGCCUUGUAUUUCCCCUGCAUCAAGUGACGGCGGAAUAAUUUGCAGCGGGCAUGGGGCCUGUGUAUGUGGAGAGUGCAUUUGCAUUAACAAAGAUUAUACAGGAAGCUACUGCCAAUGUCACAAGAAUAUGUGCCCGCAAUAUAAUGACAUGGCGUGUUCAGACCACGGUAAAUGUAUAUGCGGUGAGUGCAUUUGCGAUCCGGACUUCACUGGCAAAGACUGCCGGUUCUCCAUGGCCAAGAACAAUUGCAUGGAUGGCGAAACCGAAUGCAACGGUCGAGGCGAAUGCAUAUAUAACAAUUGCGAAUGCAAGGAUCCUUCUGCGUGGGACGCGCGACGCAAUGGAGAUUUGUGCCAACUGAAAUACUCCGAAAAAUCCGGGCACAGCCACCAAUGCCAAUUACUCGAGCCAAUCGUCCAAUGUUAUUUGAACCAAGGGGGCUGCGAGCCUAAUACGGAGAUCAAUAUUACUGGUGUCAUAAAUUUACCUGGCAAUAAUUCGGCCAAUGACAUGGCAAAUAAUACGGCCAAUUAUUCGGAAAAUUCCACUGUUAUUUAUAUAUCAAAUGCUACGGCAAAUAAUUCAGCCGAUGCUUGGUUCGAUUGCCCAAAUAUUAAAACUGGUCUCGGAUGCUACACCGCGUUCCUUUACCGGUAUAAUGAAGACAGUUAUGGUAUGAAGAUUAUAGUACAAACAAAUGCCAAUUGUGCUGAAACUUAUUACAAGUUCGGAGGAAUAUGUGCAGUCUUGCUGAUAGCUUCCGGCGUUAUAGGACUGGUCGCUUGGAAGUAUAUCACUACGAUUCGUGACAAAAGAGAGUACGAACGCUUCGUGAAUGAGGCGGGAAUAAUAGGUUCAACCUGCGAGAAUCCGCUUUACGCACCGACUACCACGACCUACAGCAACCCAAAUUUCAGAAAAAGAUCGAACCGAAGAAAAUUCAGUCUUAAUUAGUUUAUCAUAACAAUUAAACUUUAAAAAACUCCUGACUUUAGUGUACAUUA